GCGCCAUUUUGAACGUUCAGCGGCCGCGGCCGUGAGGUGGGCCGGGCAGUGCUGGUGCCUCAGCGAUCUCCUGCUUUUCUUUAGCUUUCGCCUUUCCAGUACCAUCAUCAUCAGGAGGCACGGAGCCACAGACAUAUCUCUAGGGUUGGCUCCGGGUCCGAGGCGAAGCCCUCCGAUGAUGUUGAGGGGAAACCUGAAGCAAGUCCGAAUUGAGAAAAACCCGGCCCGCCUGCGCGCUCUUGAAUCGGCGGCGGGGGAGAGCGAGCCGGCGGCCGCCAUGGCGCUCGCGCUAGCUGGGGAGACGGCGCCUCCCGCGCCCGCGCCCGUGGAGGAGCGCCCGGACGAGGAGGUGGGUUUCACCAUCGACAUCAAGAGCUUCCUCAAGCCGGGCGAGAAGACGUACACGCAGCGCUGCCGCCUCUUCGUGGGCAACCUGCCCACCGAUAUCACGGAGGAGGACUUCAAGCGGCUCUUCGAGCGUUAUGGCGAGCCUAGCGAGGUCUUUAUCAACCGCGACCGUGGUUUCGGCUUCAUCCGCUUGGAAUCCAGAACACUGGCUGAAAUUGCAAAAGCAGAGCUGGAUGGCACCAUUUUGAAGAGCAGACCUCUCCGAAUUCGUUUUGCUACACAUGGAGCAGCCCUAACUGUCAAGAACCUUUCUCCAGUUGUUUCCAAUGAGCUUCUAGAGCAAGCAUUUUCCCAGUUUGGUCCAGUAGAGAAAGCCGUUGUGGUUGUGGAUGAUCGUGGUAGAGCUACAGGAAAAGGUUUUGUAGAAUUUGCAGCAAAACCUCCUGCACGAAAGGCUCUGGAAAGAUGUGGUGAUGGGGCGUUCUUGCUAACAACGACCCCACGUCCAGUCAUUGUGGAGCCAAUGGAGCAGUUUGAUGAUGAAGAUGGCUUGCCCGAGAAGUUAAUGCAGAAAACUCAACAAUAUCAUAAGGAACGGGAACAGCCACCACGUUUCGCUCAGCCUGGGACGUUUGAAUUUGAGUAUGCAUCUCGAUGGAAGGCUCUUGAUGAAAUGGAGAAGCAGCAGCGUGAGCAGGUUGACAGAAACAUAAGAGAGGCCAAAGAGAAGCUGGAGGCAGAAAUGGAAGCGGCCAGGCACGAGCACCAGUUAAUGCUGAUGAGGCAAGAUUUGAUGAGGCGUCAAGAAGAACUCAGACGCCUGGAAGAACUCAGGAACCAAGAGCUGCAAAAACGGAAACAAAUACAACUGAGACAUGAAGAAGAGCAUCGUCGUCGUGAAGAGGAAAUGAUUCGACACAGAGAACAGGAGGAACUGAGGCGACAGCAAGAAGGCUUUAAGCCAAAUUAUAUGGAAAAUUUUAAAGGGAGGAAUCAAAUGAGAGAACAGGAAAUGAGAAUGGGUGAUAUGGGUCCCCGUGGAGCAAUAAACAUGGGAGAUGCGUUUAGCCCAGCACCUGCUGGUAACCAAGGUCCUCCUCCAAUGAUGAGUAUGAAUAUGAACAACAGAGGAACUAUACCUGGCCCACCAAUGGGUCCUGGUCCUGCCAUGGGACCAGAAGGAGCUGCAAAUAUGGGAACUCCAAUGAUGCCAGAUAAUGGAGCAGUGCCCAAUGAUAGAUUUCCGCAAGGACCACCAUCUCAGAUGGGAUCACCUAUGGGUAGUAGAACAGGUUCUGAAACCCCUCAAACACCCAUUGCUGGUGUAGGUCCUGUUAGUGGUGGUCCUGGUGGUUUUGGUAGAGGAAGUCAAGGGGGCAACUUUGAAGGCCCUAAUAAGCGUCGUAGAUAUUAAACAUUUCUAAAUCCUAGCUAUUUAGAGGGGAAAAAACAAAUUCAGUGGUAUGCCUUUACACUUUAACCUGUUACCUUGGAAGAAAUGGUUUUAUUGUUAAUGUAUGUAGAUUUAAAGUAUUUCUUUUGUAAAACUUAAGGUUUUUUUGUAUUUUUCUUUAUUCAUGAGCUUUGUAGAUUAGAAUCGUAAUGCUUAUGCUCAUCAUUGUGAAUGUUAAAAUGUGUUUGUGACCUUAGAUAAAUAUAAAUAUUCCAUAGUACUGUGAAAUCUAUGUAGUUACUUCAAUAAAGAAAUAAUUUUGGAUAAUUUACAAAUGUUAUUAGUGGUAUUCUCUUAGAGUUUUAAUAAACUUUGCUGUAACAGUAGUAUUUGGGUUGCUUUAACUAAUCCCAGCCAUUUAAAAAUGAAAAUAGAUUUUCUGUUUUUUAGUUUGUGCAAGUAGCACUGAAGAUAGCAGCUUAGUGAAAGCUAAUGUCAGUAAGGGAUUGGGCCUGGGAGUUUAUAUCUGUGUAAACCAUUGUGUUCUGUGAAACCAGAGUUGGUGUCAAAUUUCAUAUAGAUUCUGAAUAUUCGGAUAUUCCAAGAGGAAUAUUAAGGAUAUCUAUGUCCUGUGCUGAUUUUUUUCAAAUAAAUCUUUCAAUCUUGGAAAAAAAAAACCGUUUGAAGGCAAAUCUCUUGCUUAUGAAAUAAUGGUCUGUUUUUAAUCCUAUCUGCCAUUUAUUUGGUGUCAUUAUCUAAAUCUUACCCUUAAGUUUCUUUAAAAUCAAACAAUACUGUUUGAUUGGAUGUUAAAUCAGGAUUUACUAUGUGAUUUAGAAGAAAUAAGACAUUACUAGAGAAGGUUGGUUUCUAGAAGUAUUAAAGAUGGCUUGACUCUGCAGUGUUGCAAAUAUUUUCCAGUAGUUGGUAAGUCUCCAGUAAAACUUGUCUGACAGGUUAGGUGUAUUUGUCUCCAAGGAAUACAAGUUCAAAAAGUGAUUUCAAAAAAAUAGAAUUACCUUGAGAAAGACUCGGGUAAUUGGAAUCAUAUUAUAUCCCUCUACUAUCGAAUAUGUAUUUUGAAGUUUGAUUUUCAAUACUAGGGAGAAAUUGGU
Messenger RNA from Pteronotus mesoamericanus, 2856 nucleotides. It is a transcript of the gene PSPC1, whose product is annotated as paraspeckle component 1. Gene Ontology annotation, biological process: regulation of DNA-templated transcription. Lineage: Eukaryota; Metazoa; Chordata; Mammalia; Chiroptera; Mormoopidae. The transcript is spliced from 10 exons. The record is from RefSeq and is a predicted model, not a curated record. Gene Ontology annotation, cellular component: nucleus. The coding region runs from base 176 to 1762 and encodes 528 amino acids. Gene Ontology annotation, molecular function: RNA binding.